This is a messenger RNA of Symbiodinium necroappetens, 626 nucleotides long. Lineage: Eukaryota; Dinophyceae; Suessiales; Symbiodiniaceae. The record is from the annotation of a GenBank genome assembly.
GAAAAAGUGACGAACCUGCUGGCGCAGAUUCAGAACCUGACAGAGAUGCUGAACGGGACAAAAGCAGGCACCGUCCUCUUCAACGAGACGCUGGUAACUGCAGUCGGCUCAAUCAAAGUGGUCGCACUGACCGCCCCAGACAACCCGAACGAGUCUGCGUCCGUUAGUGCCCCAGGCGCGAGCACACACAUCAAGCUGCCAGCUUCGGUCCUAGGAAAAGCGCAGGAUGCAGAAACUGGUAUCGCGCUGCUCUCCGUCACUUCCGUGGCUGCCAACACCACCAAUGCUUUCGACAACUUGACCAGCCCCUCCGAGGAUGAACUAGGCCAAAAACAAAAGACAGAGCUCCAGUCGGAGAUCAUCAUCAGCGUCAAUCUGCGGGAUAGUGACGGAGAGAGCUUGAACCUGGACAAGCUCGAAGAGCCCAUAGAGCUCAUUUUCGACAUCGCGGUCAACACGUCUGAUUCCAUGAGAUGUGCAUUCUGGGACGAGGAGGAAUUACGUUGGAGUUCAGAAGGUGUGAUCACUGCCAGCAGCAGCCAUCCUGACCAGGUACGGUGCCUCACAACCCACUUGUCAAUCUUUGGAGUUGUCCGUUACGUGGCAUUGCUCACGGACAUCGGGAU